AAAAAAAAAUGUAUACCCCUCAAACAGAACUAAGGCCUUGAGUUUUGACACAUAACGUUUCUGUGGUUUAAAAAAGUCACUUUUAUACAGUUAUAUAAUAGUUUAAGAAUUUCAAUGGCACGUUUCUCUUCGUUAUAUUUCGCACAUAGAACACAUCAAUGGCGGCUUUUGUUUUGGUCCUCUCCACUUCCUGUCGUUUUUGACCACGUGAUGCAUCGCUGUCCAAUACGGUGCGAGGUGACAACGGCUCGUAAUUUUGAACAGACGGCGAGAAGCCAGUCACUCCACAGCCGAACAUACCGUUGAGCUGUCUGCUUGAUGGGUAUUUUAAACUGUUUCUGUAGUCGGAUGAAGUGAACAUAGUCGUAUUUUUGUGAAAAAUAUGAGUUCCCAUAUUAUCACUCCCGGACCGUAUCGAGCCACAAAGUUGUGGAAUGAAGUCACUCGUCUGUUUCGGACUGGCAUGCCCCUUAGGAAACAUCGUCAAAACUUUCGUAACUACUCCUCAUGCUUCACCUCCUCUGCCGCUGUGGACUGGCUCCACCAGCUGCUCGUUAGCAACAGCAACUUUGGCCCUGAUGUGACCAGGCAACAGACGGUGCAGCUCCUGAAGAAGUUUCUUAAAAACCAUGUGAUUGAAGAUGUGAAGGGUCGCUGGGGCACAGAAGACCUGGAUGACAACAGCUCGCUAUAUAGGUUUCCCUCCACUUCACCUCUUAAACCAAUUCCGUGUCCAGCCAAAGCAUCCACUCCAGGCUCCUUAAAGAAAAGACCUUCAUUUAAAGACUUCAGGUUUAGAAGUGCUAAGAAAGGGGAGAAGGAGACACUGGAAAAUGUUGAUCCUGCCCUCCAGGCGGGGGCAGAGAAUGGCCUUUUGGAAGAACAGCAGAUGCCAAGACGAGAGCUGACACUAGAUGAUGAGCAGGAGAUCUGGAAGGACAUCACUCUAAUCCACCUGCAGAGGAUUCUGGAUCUGGCCUCUCUCGAUGGAGUUUUAAACCAGUGUCACAUCAAACCACAGCACAUCAUCCAUAACAUGACCAAAGUCAACAAGCAUGGAGUGGUCACACUGGAGGACAAGAGCAACGACCUUCCUCACUGGGUGUUGUCUGCUAUGAAGAGCUUGGCCAACUGGACCAAGUAUGACGGUACACAGCCUGCGUAUCCUGGCUUUGAAAGGGAUGUCUUCAAAACAGUGUCUGAUUAUUUCUACAGCCUCCCAGAGCCUUUACUCACAUUCGAACUGUAUGAACUGUUUAUCAACGUCCUGGUGUUAUGUGGCUAUGUAGCAACACCCACUACGCAACAACAUGGGAAACGCAAGAAGUCUGACUUCCCCUCAGUCCCUCCCCCGGCCAAGGCAUCGUUCCGCUCCACAGAGUGUCUCCUCCUCUCACUCCUCCGCCAGGGCACGUGCGACGAGACCGAGUCCCCCAUGAGAGACGUGCUGGGUGGAAAACUCCAGUCACGACUGGUGGCGCUGAAGGGAGGUGCAGCGAGAGACGCACAGUUUGGCGGCAGCCUCAUGAGUCUAAACACUGGUGCUUCUGUGAGACCUCAGACCAGGAGCUGCUCACUGGAGACGAUCCUUGAUGAUGGUGCUCCUCUAAGCCGACAGCAGCUGUUUCUGUCCACUGACAGCCUGGUGUCCUUUACUACCACCAACAGCAGCAGGACACAAGAGGACGGUCUCCCUGUCACUACACCCCAUAUUUAUUCAGGCUCUGUUACAUGUGGAAUCGCUCCAGUAGUUAGAACCAGAAGCAGUUCAACUUCUGGACUGCUGGGUUCCAAGCGUUUGUGCCACCUACGGCCCCACAGUGUCGGCAGCUUUCUGGACAUUGUUGUAGAAUGUAGAGAAGAAGAUGUCAAGGAAACCCCCUUGCAGGGUCGAGCAACCAGCUGCUUCAAUGUAAACAUGCCAACCACCUCACAUCACUCCUCGUCUUCAGGUCCUUCCUCAGUCUCCUCCUUUCCUCCCUCUUCUUCCUCCUCUUCUUUUCCCCACCAUCCUCUCUUCCCCUUGUCUCCAUCUGCUGCUGCCAAAGCUCUAGAGUCCCACGCUGCUACAGGAGCUGGUGGGCCUAGACCCACCUCCAGUACCUCUAAUCUCUGGGCACCGUCUGCCCCUGCUGUCGUCCGCCGCUGCCUCAGCUCUAUGGAUGUGUCCAAGCCACCACGUCCUCUGUCUCUGUUUAAACGUCCUGUCGGUGUUCCAAGCACCAGCAGCAGCUUCCGCUGCCUUCGACAAAAACCUGAGCACAGCGUCCUCCACCCUCAGUGUGAGCGCGUAGCCAUUGAGGCCCUUCAGCUUUGCACCCUCCUCCUUCCUCCUGCCUCUCGCAGGAAGUUGCAGCUCCUGAUGAGGAUGAUGUCACGUAUCAGCCAGAACGUGGACAUGCCUCGUCUCCACCCCGCCAUCGGCACCAGAACACUGAUGGUUCACACCUUUUCGGGCUGCGUCCUGGGCAGCGCUGAAGAGUGUGAUUUGGACGAACUGUUAGCCACCAGACUGGUGUCGUUUCUCAUGGACCAUCAGCAGAGCAUCCUGUCUGUUCCUCAGUACCUGCUCAGUGCCAUCAGUGACCAUGUGCUUUACCUGCGGACAGUACAGAUUCCCAUUGAUGAUGCGUCUAACCUCAACCGUGAAGAUCCUGUGUGUACUCCGGUGCCCGUGUUUGCUUUCUGCCGCCAGAUUAGCGGCGCAGAGUUUGAACAGCAAAAGCAGGCGUCUUCCCAGCAGGCCAUGGAGGAGUUACUAGAAAUCCUGCUGACGGACCAGAACAUCAGUGAGAAGGACAGACGCAAGAAAUUGAAGCUGUUCCAGAAGCAGUACCCAGAGAUCUACCACAGACGGGUCCCACCAACAGACAGGGAGAACAAGGCAGAGCACAAACCAAAGAUUAAACCUGCUCUCCUCACCAUCAAGAAAACCAAAGCCUUCAGCAUCAGGAACUGAGACGAGAGCAGGUCAGCAGAUCGUCUGUGCUGCACUGAAGCUGAGGGUUUCUGGAUGUUUCUUUUUUGUGCUGUUGGUUGUACAAGAGUUAAGGGUGUGAUGUUAGAACAUGUCAUCUGUGCUGACAUUAGUUUACAAUGAAGGCAGUUAAAACUGUAUAUAACUUUUUUUUUUUUUUUUACUAUUCUGUUCAUAAAUGUUUUUUUUUCUUCAUCCUCUUUUUCUUGUCUUUUCUUCCUAACACUGUUUUUAUGUUUUUAUUUGUUUUACAUCAAUGCAAGUCUGGUGUCACUGGUUCAUCUGUGAAAAUAACCAGAAUUCUUUUGUCAUUUGGGAGAAUUUGUAGAUUCUUUGUUCUUUUGUUUGUAUACUACAGAUUACAGGUUCUCUAAAGAGUUUUUUUAAAGAUUUGCAGACUGUGAAUGGACAACAAGUUAAUGUCGAUCAUCAGAAUGGUUUAUUUAUACUUAUUUAAUUCCAUAUUAAUUGCCCCCUCCCCAGGUGUCAUCACACCUCGAGCUAUUUUGUUAGAUUAUUUUUACCCUGCUGAUUUGAUGAUGAUGGCGGUUUAAACGUAGAAGUUGCACGAUUUGAAUUGCGUGAGAAGGUGCAAACUUUUACUGUGUCUUGGUUUAUAUGAAGUAUAUUAUCUACCCUGCUACCUGUUUGUCUGUUUUUAUUGAUAGUGUUACUUGUUUGUAUGUGUGUAACUAUUAUGCAAUCUUCAGCAGUGAUGUACAGUGAGUCAGAAUCCUUUACAUUUCUUACUAUGCAGAAUUCAUGGAAUUAAACUUGUCUCAGCUGUUUGUUUAUUUUUUUUAA
Messenger RNA from Cynoglossus semilaevis (tongue sole), 3781 nucleotides. It is a transcript of the gene depdc1, whose product is annotated as DEP domain containing 1a. The transcript has 12 exons. The record is from RefSeq and is a predicted model, not a curated record. Gene Ontology annotation, biological process: intracellular signal transduction. Lineage: Eukaryota; Metazoa; Chordata; Actinopteri; Pleuronectiformes; Cynoglossidae. The coding region runs from base 383 to 2959 and encodes 858 amino acids.